Seriola dumerili (greater amberjack) is the source of this 3254-nucleotide messenger RNA. Its product is annotated as bone morphogenetic protein 1-like. Bases 1 to 2916 code for a protein of 971 amino acids. The transcript is spliced from 20 exons. Gene Ontology annotation, molecular function: metalloendopeptidase activity; calcium ion binding; zinc ion binding. Gene Ontology annotation, biological process: proteolysis. The record is from RefSeq and is a predicted model, not a curated record. Lineage: Eukaryota; Metazoa; Chordata; Actinopteri; Carangiformes; Carangidae.
AUGGCAACUCCUGCGUUUUUCCUGCUGCUCUGCGGUCUGCGCGUCUCUCUGGCGGUUGAUUGGGAGUUUGUGGACACAAAUUUUACCUACCUCGGUGAUGCAAUCGACUACAAGGAUCCAUGUAAAGCUGCUGCUUUUUUGGGAGAUAUUGCUCUGGAUGAAGACGACCUCCGCAUGUUUAAAGAGGCCCACAGCAUUGAUGAUGAACAGCACACUGUCCAGACCAACCAAACGGACUCCGUGAACAGGUCCACCUCCAGUGAGGGUGUCAGGAGUAAAAGAGCUGCAGACAAACUCCAUCGUCUAAAGAGAGCGGCCACCUCCAGACCUGAGCGAGUGUGGCCAGAUGGCAUCAUACCGUAUGCGAUCAGUGGGAAUUUUAGUGGCAGUCAACGAGCCAUUUUCCGUCAGGCGAUGCGUCACUGGGAGAAACACACUUGUGUAACAUUCACCGAGAGGACAACUGAAGAAAGCUACAUUGUUUUCACCUACCGGCCAUGUGGGUGUUGCUCCUACGUGGGGAGGAGAGGUGGCGGCCCUCAGGCCAUCUCCAUAGGGAAGAACUGCGACAAGUUUGGCAUUGUGGUACAUGAACUCGGCCAUGUGAUCGGCUUCUGGCAUGAACACACACGUCCGGACCGUGACGAGCAUGUAAGCAUCAUCAGAGACAACAUCCAGCCAGGACAGGAGUAUAACUUCCUGAAGAUGGAACCAGGCGAGGUCGACUCUCUCGGGGAAGUCUACGACUUUGGCAGCAUCAUGCAUUAUGCAAGGAAUACAUUUUCCAGAGGAAUCUUCUUAGACACAAUCUUGCCUCGUUACGAUGUCAAUGGAGCCAGGCCACCUAUUGGACAGAGGACCAGGCUUAGCAAAGGGGACAUUGCACAAGCCCGCAAACUCUACAAAUGUGCAAAGUGUGGGGACAGUCUGCAGGAGAGCGCUGGAAAUUUCUCUUCUCCUGGUUUCCCCAACGGGUACUCAGCGUACGCUCACUGUGUCUGGAGGAUUUCUGUCACCCCUGGAGAGAAGAUUGUGCUGAACUUUACUUCCAUGGACCUCUUCAGGAGUCACUUGUGUUGGUACGACCACGUGGAGGUCCGAGAUGGGUUCUGGAGAAAAGCUCCACUGAAAGGCCGUUUUUGUGGAGACACACUUCCAGAUCCAAUCAUCUCUACUGACAGUCAGCUGUGGAUUGAAUUCAGAAGCAGCAGCAGCUGGGUGGGCAAAGGCUUUUCAGCGGUUUAUGAAGCCAUCUGUGGGGGAGAAGUGAAGCGGGACAGCGGCCAGAUCCAGUCUCCCAAUUACCCAGAUGACUACCAGUCCAAUAAAGAGUGUGUGUGGAAGAUCACAGUAGCAGAGGGUUACGAUGUUGGCCUCUCGUUUCAGUCGUUUGAGAUUGAGAGACAUGACAGCUGUGCCUACGACUAUGUGGAGGUGAGGGAUGGCAGUUCGGAGAGCAGCCCGCUGCUCGGCCAUUUCUGUGGCUACGACAAGCCGGACGACAUCAAAAGCAGCUCCAACCAGCUCUGGCUGAAGUUUGUAUCUGACGGAUCAGUCAACAAAGCUGGGUUUGCAGCCAACUUUUUUAAAGAGAUGGACGAGUGCUCCAAACCUGACAAUGGCCACUGCGAGCAGCGCUGUCUGAACACGCUGGGCAGCUACAGGUGUGCCUGCGACCCUGGAUAUGAGCUGGCAGCUGACAGACGCAGCUGUGAGACAGCUGCCUGUGGUGGGUUCAUCACCAAGCUGAAUGGUUCACUCACCACCCCCGGCUGGCCCAAAGAAUACCCACCGAACAAGAACUGUGUGUGGCAGCUGGUGGCACCCAUUCAGUAUCGCAUCACUCUGGUGUUCGAUGUGUUUGAGACUGAAGGGAAUGAUGUGUGUAAAUAUGAUUAUGUGGAGGUACGCAGUGGGUUGAGUUCAGACUCAAAGCUUCAUGGGAAGUUCUGUGGAGCAGAGAAACCCGAGGUCAUCACCUCCCAACACAACAACAUGAGGAUUGAGUUCAAGUCGGACAACACCGUGUCCAAGAGGGGCUUCAAGGCUCACUUCUUCUCCGAUAUAGAUGAGUGCUCCAAAGACAAUGGAGGCUGCCAGCAUGAGUGUGUGAACACCUUCGGAAGCUACAGCUGUCAGUGUCGCAGCGGCUUCAUGCUGCAUGAUAAUAAGCACGACUGCAAGGAAGCCGGCUGUGAUUAUGUUGUAAACAGUGUGUCAGGGGUCAUCAGCAGCCCCAACUGGCCUGACAGAUAUCCCAGCAAGAAGGCCUGCACCUGGUCUCUGUCCACAACCCCGGGCCAUCGAAUCAAACUUGUGUUCAAUGAGAUCGACAUGGAGGCUCAUCUGGAGUGUGCUUACGACCACCUGGAGCUCUACGACGGGCGAGACGUCCGUGCACAGAGCCUGGGGCGCUUCUGUGGCACCAAGAAGCCUUCUCCAGUCGUUUCUAGCGGCAACAAAAUGUUCCUGCGUUUCUUCUCGGACAACUCAGUGCAGAAAAGAGGCUUCGAGGUUUCACACAGAGCAGAAUGUGGAGGAAGCCUUAAAGCCGAGGUCAAGACAAAAGAUCUGUACUCUCAUGCACAGUUCGGAGAUAACAACUACCCUGGUGGCUCUGACUGUCUGUGGGUGGUCACUGCUGAGAAAGGUUACGGAGUGGAGAUCGUCUUCCAAGUGUUUGAGAUUGAGGAGGAGGCAGACUGCGGGUACGAUUACGUGGAGCUGUACGAUGGCGCUGACAUCAAGUCUCCGAGGCUGGGGCGAUAUUGUGGAUCUGGGGCUCCAGAGGAGGUCUUCUCGGCCGGAGACGCCAUCGUUUUAAAGUUUCACUCAGAUGACAGCAUCAAUAAAAAAGGCUUUCAUGUGCACUACACAAGCACAAAGUUCCAGGACACGUUACAUGCAAGCAAGUGACUCUUACCCCAAACCUAAAUGGAGACUUCCCCCCCUAACAUUUGGUUGUACACACCCUUCUCCAGACGAGGAGUGAAUGCAUGGAUUGAUACCACAAACACCAACACUCAUACUUUACGUUCACAUCUGCUAAAAAGAGUGAAGCCAUGCAGAAAUGUGACAUCUUUGCUCUUCCUCAUUAUAGAGCUAUAUAGGACGAAAGGCAAGGAUUAGUUUGAAGUGAUUAUUAUUUUGAGUAAAUUCAGUCACACCACUUGUAAUGAGCUGAUUACAUCAUAACACUGUGCUAAGAUAUAAAAUGUAUAUAUUGUGAUAUAGUUUGCCUUGUUUUUUUAAUC